This is a messenger RNA of Dinoponera quadriceps, 1146 nucleotides long. RefSeq names its product odorant receptor 43a-like. Gene Ontology annotation, molecular function: odorant binding; olfactory receptor activity. Bases 1 to 1146 code for a protein of 381 amino acids. The transcript has 6 exons. The record is from RefSeq and is a predicted model, not a curated record. Gene Ontology annotation, cellular component: plasma membrane. NCBI's taxonomy places the organism in Eukaryota, Metazoa, Arthropoda, Insecta, Hymenoptera, Formicidae. Gene Ontology annotation, biological process: detection of chemical stimulus involved in sensory perception of smell; sensory perception of smell.
AUGGUCGGUUUAUGGCCGCCAGACAACCGAGACAUAUGUAAAAGUAUACGACCGAAAUUUCGGCUAGUGUACAACUUUAUCACGUUGCUCUUUAUAGCGACUAUACCGGCUUUAGCAUCGUUGAUAAGAGUAUGGGGCAACAUGAUACUAAUGAUAGAUAAUUUGCAAUACAGUUUACCUACAUUAAUGGCGUUGUUCAAAAUCAGCAUCAUAUGGUAUAAACAAGAAGCUUUAGCAUCUUUAACUGAUAUGAUUAGAAAUGAUUGGAUAAAAAUGAAAAUGGAAGAGGAACGUGUCGUUAUGCUCAAGUGUGCCACGAUAACUCGGGCACUCGCCAUUUGCGGAGUUUCCAUCUUGUUAGGUACAUUCACAUCUGCCUUUAUUCUCCCAUGGUUUGGACUGACAACCAGGCAAGUGACAAACUUAACAGAUUCUGGAAAACCCUUGUUAAUACAAUCGUACUACUUCCAUGACGUGUCUAAAAGUCCUCAAUUUGAGUUAACACUUCUGGCACAAGGAAUCGUAGUGCUCACAGGGGGUGUGUCAUAUACCGCGAUCGACAAUUUCCUCGGUUUAUUAGUUUUACACGUAUGCGGUCAAUUAGAGAAUCUACAUUCACGAUUGACACAAAUGGAAAAAUAUCCUAACUUCAUUGCAGUUUUGAAGUAUAACGUUCAAGAUCACAUACGCUUGAUAAGAGGUAGUUACCAUUGCAGAUCCGUCCAAAUUAUUGACGAUACUUUUGAUCUAGUGCUGCUUGGUAUGAUAGUUUGCUUUGGUAUAAUGUUCUGCCUACAAGGAUUCCUCAUAGUUAAUGUUGCUAAACAAGAAGGCCAGUUUUCAUUUAUGCAAUUAAUUUGGUUCGCUGCAGCGAUUUUAUAUACGUUAUUGCAUAUGUGCCUUUAUUGUGGCGUUGGUGAAAUUCUCGUGACACAAUCUGAAAGAAUACACCGAGCCACUUAUGAAUAUGCAUGGUAUACCGUGGAACCGAAGAUAGCAAAGAAUUUAUUGCUAAUCAUGCUUCGCUCGGAUAAUUCACUGCACAUUACGGCUGGAAAAACAUUUCCUAUGACGAUGGCGACGUUAUGUAAUUUGUUGAAAACAUCAGCAGGUUAUAUAUCUGUCUUACUUGCCAAACAAGAGUGA